This is a messenger RNA of Malassezia pachydermatis, 1023 nucleotides long. RefSeq names its product hsd1-er membrane protein. Gene Ontology annotation, molecular function: ATP-dependent diacylglycerol kinase activity. Bases 1 to 1023 code for a protein of 340 amino acids. Lineage: Eukaryota; Fungi; Basidiomycota; Malasseziomycetes; Malasseziales; Malasseziaceae. Gene Ontology annotation, biological process: phosphatidic acid biosynthetic process. The record is from RefSeq and is a predicted model, not a curated record. Gene Ontology annotation, cellular component: endoplasmic reticulum membrane. The transcript has a single exon.
AUGACGUCUAGCACCGAGGCUGAGCAGCCGGUGCCUCUCGACCGCAUCAAGCGAUCCAACUCGCUCGAUGCGGGUGGCGCUGUGCUGCGCGCUUUGGCACGCUCACCGCACUACAAUGAAAAUCUACAUCAGCUAGAUGAGACCCAGCCCGUCCCCCCUUUGGACUUGGACGCUCCUGCGCAUCCGUCAUGGUACGAAUUCUGGGUCGUCAAGUGGGAGGUGCCUCGAAAACUCUUUCACUGUAUUACUGGCUUUGUGGUGUUGGGCCUUUACGUGUUCAAGCUGGAUGUCAACGCUGUGGUACGGAUACUGUUUUAUAUGUUCCUAGUCAUCGCGUCGGCAGAUGUUCUGCGUCUGAACUCACCCGCGUUUGAGCGUUUCUAUGAAUCGGUACUGGGUAUUCUGAUGCGCUCUGGCGAGAAGGAGCGCGUGAAUGGUGUCAUUUGGUACCUGGUAGGCGUGAUGGUGAGCUUGCGCCUUUUCCCUGAGGAUAUUGCUGCUGUGUCAAUUAUUAUCUUGUCGUGGUGUGAUCCUUGUGCAUCCACAUUUGGACGCCUCUUUGGCAAGCGUACACCUGCUUUGCCUGCACCCUUCUUUGCGCGACGCAAGUCCUUGGCUGGGUUUAUCGCCGCGUCACUGAUGGGCAUGCUAGUGUCUUACAUGUUUUGGGGCACUAGUAUUGCGCGAAUUGGCGAGCGCAGCACGGGCUUAUCCUGGGAGCCCAAUGGGGUGGCCACAUUUGGCACAAAGCGUGUCCCAGGCGCUCUGCGCACCGGCUGGCGUGGAAUUCACCAUGGCUUUGCUGUAUCCGACGUGUCCAUGUCCAGUCGGUUACGUGAAUUUUCCUCUCGUAAUGCCCCUGCCAUUCCCCCUUUGGUAAUGUAUAUCUCAUGUGGCCUUAUUGCGGGCUUUACAGAAGCUCUUGAAAUGGGCGGUCUUGACGACAACAUCUCGAUUCCAAUUCUCAGCGGCUUCUUGAUUUGGGGCAUGCUUUGGGUAUGGGGUUGGAUUGUCACAGCAUAG